Monosiga brevicollis MX1 is the source of this 909-nucleotide messenger RNA. RefSeq lists its product as uncharacterized. The record is from RefSeq and is a predicted model, not a curated record. The transcript has 3 exons. Gene Ontology annotation, biological process: fucose metabolic process; glycoside catabolic process. The coding region runs from base 1 to 909 and encodes 302 amino acids. Gene Ontology annotation, cellular component: lysosome. Gene Ontology annotation, molecular function: alpha-L-fucosidase activity. NCBI's taxonomy places the organism in Eukaryota, Choanoflagellata, Craspedida, Salpingoecidae.
AUGACCCCCGCGCCAGGCCCGCAGGCAGCCCGACCGCCAUCGCGUCAACAGGAGCGCGGGGAGGAACCGCGGACCUUCCGCGAGCGAAUGGCACGCAGUUCCUACCCAAGCUUUCAGCGCGACGUCAUUGCCGAAUUUAGCUCCACCUUGGGGGCAGCCGGCCUGGGAUAUGGCUAUUACUACAGCACUGGCAACAACUACUUUCUCAACCGAGAUGGCUUCAAGCGCAUUGGCAACCCCUUACCAGGCCAAGUAGAUUUAACUGACGAACAAUACAAUAUCCUGGUCUUUGAGCACGUCAAAGAGCUGUGGACGCGCUUUGGAUCGCUCUUUGAAAUCUGGUUUGAUCAUGGGGUCUCGGCGGAUCAGGAUCAGCAGCUAGCCGCAUUGCUCAAGCAGUAUCAGCCCCAAGUCGUGGGCUUCAACGGACAGGGGAUCAUGACCAGCCCCAUCAAGUUCGUGUAUCACAUGACGGUUGGCAACAAUCAGGUGCUUGAGCUGGACUUUGCGAUCGACGACACGGGCAAUGUACCAAGUGAUGCCUCGGCGGUGUACCACGCACUUGGUGCAUGGACUCGAGCGUGCUACGGCAUGCCAGUAGCCAAUAUGAGUGGCAACAGUAGCUCAGUCUUGCUGACCUUGCCAUCGCCAGCCACUCCUGUUGAUCGAUUUAUCUUGCAGGAAGACAUUGACUUUGGCGAGCGUGUGCGACAAUGGCACAUCGAUGUGCAGGUGGAAACCGGUGACUGGAUGCCCUUUGCCAAUGGCACGGCCAUCGGCCACAAGCGCAUUGUCCUGGGCUCGGGGCCAAGCAGUUCGCUUACUGCAGCCCGCCUAACCGUUGACUCGGCCGUAGCUUCGCCCGUCAUUCUCGCCUUUGCGGCUUUCAAACCCUGUCCCGAUCCCUAG